Messenger RNA from Mytilus trossulus (common blue mussel), 2170 nucleotides. RefSeq lists its product as uncharacterized. The transcript is spliced from 2 exons. Bases 36 to 2018 code for a protein of 660 amino acids. The record is from RefSeq and is a predicted model, not a curated record. Lineage: Eukaryota; Metazoa; Mollusca; Bivalvia; Mytilida; Mytilidae.
CUGACUGAAUUGCUGCGUAUAAUAAUACAGGAAGAAUGCAGAUUUUAAUUUCAGACUGGAAACAUCGAGUGAGAUCAGAUCGUGUAUGGCAUUUUUACCGACGGUUAACUAGGAUCAGAGUACGGUUUAAAAGAUUGCUGAAUCUAGCUUUGUUUCUUUCUGUGUUUAUUUACUUAAACUAUCGAUUUAACAUGCCAGUCUUCCAUGUUUUCCGAAACCAAAAUAUUUUAUCACCUUGCUUGUUACCGUCAUAUGAUCUGUAUGACAGUUCUAUACAACAAUUCUUCUGGAAGCAGCAACCGGUGCCAUGUGAAAAUUGGUUAGAUCUGUUUUAUGUAGAUACACGUGGUUACAUAACAAUGAAUAACACUGCCGUUAAUAUUUCUGGGUAUUCAAAUAUAAGAUGUGAGUAUAGAUAUAUUACACGUGUAUCAGAAAAAGAAAUGAAAUUUUCGGAUAGAUUACUGUAUACCCAUCCAAGCUAUCUUGAUGGAGAUUUUAUUCACAUGGAAUGUUAUGAUAAACAGGGAGAACGUAUGUAUAAUAAUUUACAUCUGAAUAUUGAUACAAAGACCGUUUAUAAGACACGUGUGAUAGCAAACGAGUCAGAAACAGAUCUUAGUGUGUAUAUUGUAGGUAUUGAUUCACUCUCUAGGCUUAUAGCUGAACGGAAAUUAAAAAAGACUAUGGCCUACUUGAAAUCUGAAUUGAAUGCUUACAUUUUACAUGGGUAUACACGUAUUGCAGACAGUUCAUAUCCGAAUAUCAUGCCAAUGUUUACUGGAUUAAAAUCAGGACAAGAAGAUCAAGCAGGAGUAAAUAAUUUGCCAUAUAUAUUUAAAAACUUUUCAAAACGCGGUGCUGUCGAUUUGUUUGCUGAAGACUGGUAUGAAGUUGCUACAUUCAAAGGAUUUGCUGAUCAACCCACACAGCAUUAUAAUCAGCCGUUAAUACAGGCUAUGGAUAUAGUCAGGCCAUCGAAUCUAGCGGUUUCUAUGUCACUGAAGUUUUUACAAAACCACAACAUUCCUUUGACGAAAGUGUCCGCAAUGUGUUUUGGAAAUGUUUACAGAUUCAACGUACAAUUACAGUAUUAUAAACGUUUUAUUGAGGCAUAUCACAGGAAGCGAAAAUUUGCAUAUUGUUGGACGAAUGAAAUCGCUCAUGACUUUUUCAACAUGGUAGAAUUGGCAGAUAACGACUAUUUCGAGCUUUUGAAAUGGAUGAAAGAUACACAUAAGCUUGACAAUGCAAUUUUGAUUGUAAUGUCAGAUCAUGGUCCUAGAUAUAGUGAAAUACAAAAUACCGAAGUAGGACGAAUUUCUAAUCUUCUUCCGCUAAUGUCAAUAGUCAUUCCAAAACACAUAACAUUAAAAUAUCCUCACAUUGACACACAUUUAAAAUCUAACAUUAAUACAUUAACUACUUCUUAUGACGUAUUCGAAAUGCUCAAAGAUGUUUUAAAUGGAAACUUUGAAGGAAAAAACAGUCCAUCUAAUGUUUCGCCACUGCCAAGAGGAAUAAGUCUAUUUCAGAAAAUUCCAUUGUCCCGGAGUUGUCGAGAUGCAGAUAUAUCGGAACAUUACUGUCCAUGUUACUCAUCUAAAUUAAUUUCAAAAGAUGACAAACGCGUGAUUCGCUCUUCAGUUUUUUUAGUGAAACAAAUAAACGCCAUUUUGAAAGAUGUAAUGCAUAAAUGUGCCAAUGUAAUUUUAUCUUCAGUUGUAAAAGCUUCCCUGGUUUAUCCAGAUAUGCAAAGAGACUCAAAAUUAGAAAGGUCUUAUUCACUGCGUAGUUUCCUCUGGACCAUUGAAGAACGGAUGAGAAUUCGAGUCACAUUUUAUACAAACCCUGGUAAUGCCUUAUUUGAAGGAACAGUAGAAUAUGCAAGUGAAAAUAACGUAAAAACUCUCGGCGAUAUUAAUCGUAUUAAUAAAUAUGGAAACCAGUCUGCUUGCAUAAAAAACAUAGAUCGUUUAGAAGAUCGGAGAAAACGUUCUUAUUGUUACUGCAAUUAACUAUAGGCUGGUAUAUUUGCAAACAAUUGUGUUUUUUUAAGUAUUAGUUCAUGAUACAAUAAUAGUUAGACAUUGUGAUAUGUAAUUAAGUUCUUCCAGUGAAGCUUUCUGAUUGAACUUCACAGAAAAAUCUUAUGCAAUUUAAUUCAAUG